Molecule: messenger RNA, 423 nt
Organism: Lathyrus oleraceus (garden pea)
Lineage: Eukaryota; Viridiplantae; Streptophyta; Magnoliopsida; Fabales; Fabaceae
Exons: 1
Coding region: 1-423 (140 amino acids)
Source: RefSeq, a predicted model, not a curated record
AUGUCACAUUCAAUGUCUUUUCAACAGAAAAUCAUUCUUAUGAUAUUUGUUUUGGCCAUGAUGACAUACAUCCCUGCCACAGCCAGCACCAUAGAACACUGUCUACGGCUGAAACUAAACCCAACACCACCUCCACCACCGAAUGCAGUCCCAGGAUACCAUUCAGCAUUUGAUUUGAGUCGCAUGGUUUGCAGGGACGUUUUUCGUGCCAUAGGACAUUCAAUGCGAUCAACAAGAAAAUUGCCUUGGCAUUAUUUGUAUGCCCUAUGUAACAUCUUUGGUGAUAAUGAGCAAAAGAUUGAACGUUAUGUUAAAGAUACCUUCAAUCCUCUUGAAUCUAAUAAACUAAUUGAUGGUCGAUCUUGUGCUAUCGUUAGGAAGAAACUAUACCCUAUAUCAGCUACGCAAUUGCCUAAGCUAUAG